Molecule: messenger RNA, 2556 nt
Organism: Nakaseomyces glabratus
Lineage: Eukaryota; Fungi; Ascomycota; Saccharomycetes; Saccharomycetales; Saccharomycetaceae
Gene: RBH2
Product: Rbh2p
Source: RefSeq, a predicted model, not a curated record
AUGGAUAUUCAUACAUUGAGGUCUAGAUGGGCAUACAAUGUUCAGCUUCUGAAACAGUUGCAAUGGGCUUGCACAGAUACUGCAAAGAGGAGCCUCAACGGCACUAUUUCAAAUAUUGAAGCUAGUUCUUUUGCCAACAAUUUACAAAAAUGUACCGAGGCUUUGCAAUUCUGCAUACAAAAGUCUCUUACAAUAGAGAGAACGCUUAAAAACUACGAAAUUGAUGUGCCAUUACCAGUAAUUAAAGAUGUUCUCUUAGAGCAGGAAUUAAUGAAGUAUUAUACUGUUAUUUUAAUGGAAGGUUGCAAGCUGAUAUUCGACUAUUCUAUAUCAAUAUUUCGUAUAGGUACAGAACCUCGUUUCAUGCUAUGCUUGAUAAAACUUUACUUGAAUCUCGAUUCUAUUACUGAACUUUUAGGUAACGAAGGAAACCAAUUUUCUGAUCUCCUAAAUUCUUUUGAAUACCAAUUCAUGACUCAGUACAAUAUUAUUAAUUGCAACACCAUACAUUUGGAUCAAGUCCGUGACAUUUUUGCCAAGUCAAAUCCACUAAUUGCUCCUCCACUUCUGACGGUUAAUGAUAUCGAAAAGCGGGGCUAUUUUUUCCUAUCAUCUGUUGAUCUUCACAUUGAUAACAAGCUGAUUGAGAUAGCUCAAUUGAAGAACGGCCACUUAGCUGUUUUUUAUGUUAAUUCCCAACGUCAGUCCUUUUCUACUAACGGUGCCAAGCAAUUACUUAAGGAACUUGUUGAAGGAAGAAUGGAGCUACUCAAUAUGGGGCGUACAUUGCUAUUUCAAACACUAAAGCAAAGAGACAUGGUUAUAUUUUUAGAAUUUGAGGAUAGUUUAGAACUAGUCACUAAUAAUUCAUUGACAAAAAAACUUCUAAUACAAUGCGUUGACAAAGUAUCUUGGUGUACUUAUUGGAAAAUUUAUUUGGAAAAUUUGUUUUCCGAAGAACAAGCACGUACUAACGUGAAGGCUAGUACAUCAAUGUUAAAUCCUUCUCAUAGUUUCCAAAACUUCAAGAUAAAACAUACCAAAUUAUCGGAACUACGGCCUGUAAGUCACCAAGGUAUUGCCCUGAACAUACCUCAGAAAAAGUCUCAAAACUGUCAGGCAAAUAUCACCAAAUCUGAUGACUUAGAAGAAGAUCCUGGAUUCAAAUUUGCUAUUCACCAAUCCAAUCCAAUUAAUGAAAUAUAUACUAGCCAAACAGAGGAACUUAUAACAUCACCUUCACUUAAUGAGAUUGAAUAUUUGAGCUACGAUAAGCUAAUAGCGCUAGAUAGAAGCCUUGAAUUAACUCUAUCUCCUAAGCUCUUAGAAUCUCCUCGUGAAGCCAACUACAAAACUGUUUCACAAACUUUCAGUUUGGACAGAAUUAAUAAUAUCUCACAAAAUACACCUGAAGUUAGUGAUCAAGAGAGUAUAGUUUCAAAUGAUGAAUUAGAAAAAGAACCCGUGUUCAAUCCAAGUGUCGAAGAUCAUAAACCACAGCUAUUGAGAAAGAAGUCAUCUCUACUGAGCAUAUUUAGCAAUAAAAAUAAAUCCAAAAAUAAAAAUAAUUUAAAAUUGGAAAUCAACUCUCAGAUGAGCUCAUCAAAUUUAUCAUUGAAUAGCGCCUCAAGCUCAAGAACUUUCUUCUCUGUCAACAGCAACGAUUCAACUUCCACGACGGUCAGCGAUAAGUACAUCGAAGAUUCUGAUAGAUUUCAACUAGACAAUACAACUUCGAUUCUGCAGUUGAAGGUCACUAAGGCUUCCUGCUGGGAUAAAUCUUCCUGGCAGGUCCUCUCCUCAUUCCCGCUAUUACUGUCUUUAGUCAAAGAUCAUGAAGCAGUAUACUUGACUUUACAAAAUCCAAGCAAUAGUGGUAGAUUCAAGUUUGUUACUAGGAUAUCCAAUAUUUGGAAAACUACUCGUUCAACAGCCAAGGAUAUCCAAAUUUCUAUUCCAACUAAAGACAUUCUUGCUACGAUACUGGAUGACUUAACUAAUACAACACCAAGGUAUCAAGUGUUAUCGUUGAGAACAGAAGAGGCUGAAAGAUUGAAGAACACAAUCGAUCACUGUAUCAAUGGUGAUAUGUUAUCCUCAAUUUCAAACUCCACUACAACUAGGACCUUGUCAAGUGACGCUUCAUCAUCUUAUAUGAGUCAAGUUAGUAGCAACGUCAGUAGAUCAUCAACUGAGGUAUCAGACUUGAACGUCCAUGACUUCAAAAGUAUGGCGUCAGUCAAGAACAUCUUAGUGCUUUCUGACAUCAAAGCCAGAUUACACACAAAGAAUAACGGUAGGUGGUGUCCACAUCACAUAGGACUUGUCAAUAUUUAUUCAUUAGAAACUCCCAACAACAAAAAAGGCAUAAGGUUUGAGUUGACUACAGAUACACGAACUACCUUCCAAUUUAAUAGCAAGAUCCACGAUCUCAAGAGAUUGGGACGCACUGGUAUUGCUAUGAUCGAUGACUCGGAAUAUCUGUUUGAGUUCCCUAACAAUGUAAUUACAGAACAGAUAUACCGUUAUAUUGCACCCAGCCAUCCAAUGAUAUGA